CCCUCUCCGCAGACCCCGAGGACGCGGCCAUGCCGGGCGGAGCGGAGGCGGGCGAGGCGGAGGCCGAGGCCGGGCCCGGGCCGGGGUCGGGGUCCGAGGCCGAGGAGGACGCGCUGUGGGAGCGGAUCGAGGGCGUCCGGCACCGGCUGACGCGCGCCCUGAACCCCGCCAAGCUCACGCCGUACCUGCGCCAGUGCCGGGUCAUCGACGAGCAGGACGAGGAGGAGGUGCUGAGCACAGUCCGCCUCCCGUGCCGCGCCAACCGCACGGGGCGACUGAUGGACAUCUUGCGCUGCCGAGGCAAGAGGGGCUAUGAGGCCUUCCUGGAGUCCCUGGAGUUCUACUACCCAGAGCAUUUCACGCUGCUCACGGGCCAAGAACCAGCCCAGCGCUGCUCCAUGAUUCUGGACGAGGAGGGGCCGGAGGGCCUCACCCAGUUCCUGAUGACCGAGGUGCGCAGGCUUCGGGAAGCUCGCAAGAGCCAGCUGCAGCGAGAGCAGCAGCUGCAGACCCGGGGCCGGGUGCUGGAGGAGGAGAGGGCCGGGCUGGAGCAGCGGCUGCAGGAGCAGCAGCAGGCUCAGGAGCGCUGCCAGCGGCUGCGGGAGGAGUGGGAGGCCGGUAGCCUGGAGCUGCUUCGGCUCAAGGACGAGAACUACAUGAUCGCCAUGCGCCUGGCCCAGCUCAGCGAGGAGAAGAAUUCGGCGGUGCUGCGCAGCCGAGACCUGCAGCUGGCGGUGGAUCAGCUCAAGCUCAAGGUCAGCCGGCUGGAGGAAGAAUGCGCUCUGCUUCGGAGGGCCCGGGGAGCGCUGCCCGUGGCUGAGGACAAGGACAAGGAGCCGGACAGCGCCGACCUGCUGUCCGAGCUGCGGGCCGAGAACCAACGGCUGACGGCCUCGCUGCAGGAGCUGCAGGAGGGGCAGCAGCAGGAAGCCAGCCGGCCGGGGGCCCCAGGCUCGGAGCGCAUUCUCCUAGACAUCCUCGAGCAUGACUGGCGUGAAGCGCAGGACAGCAGGCAAGAGCUGUGCCAGAAGCUACGCGCCGUGCAGGGGGAGUUGCAGUGGGCCGAGGAGCUGCGGGACAAGUACCUGCAGGAGAUGGAGGACCUGCGGCUGAAGUAUCGCACGCUGCAGAAGGACUGUGACCUGUACAAGCACCGCAUGGGCACCGUGCUGGCCCAGCUGGAGGAGGUGGAGAAGGAGCGGGAUCAGGCCAUCCAGAACCGUGACCGGAUCCAGCUGCAGUACUCGCAGAGCCUCAUCGAGAAGGAUCAGUACCGCAAGCAGGUGCGGGGCCUGGAGGCCGAGCGGGACGAGCUGCUGACCAGGCUCACCGGCCUGGAGGGCACCAAGGCCCUGCUGGAGGCGCAGCUGCAGCGGACCCAGGGAGGCUCCUGCCUCAAGGCCUGCACCUCCUCCCACUCCCUGUGCUCCAACUUCAGCAGCACCUGGAGCCUCAGUGAGUUCCCCUCCCCCCCGGGAGGCCCGGAAGCUGCCUUGGGGGAAGCGUGCACCUCGGGAUCUGAGCCCUACACCUUGGAUGAGGCCACAGACAGCGAGAAGGAGAUCAACCGCCUCUCCAUCCUGCCCUUCCCCCCCAGCGCGGGCUCCAUCCUCCGCCGGCAGCGAGAGGAGGACCCUGAGCCCCCCAAGAGGUCCUUCAGCAGCAUGUCGGACAUCACAGGGAGCGUGACACUUAAGCCCUGGUCUCCAGGACUGUCCUCCUCGUCCUCCUCCGACAGCGUGUGGCCCUUGGGAAAGCCCGAAGGCCCCCUGGGCCGGGGCUGUGGCCUGGGUCUCUUCAACAGAUCUCUGGCCAUCCGAAUGUCUGGCUGGAGCCCCCCAGGUGGCCCAGAAUCCCAGGACAAGAAUCCAGAUAACCUAUCGUUCCUCGGGGACAGAUGGUCUGGGGCGGUGGUUCGGAGGGUACUUUCCGGGCCUGGGUCUGCCGGGACAGAACCAAGAGAGCCCAGGGCAGAAGCUGCUGGUCUGGAGGGGCCCAGCCUGGAAGCAGAGGCUCAGCAGAGGACCUUGCCCUGGAGCCAGGUGACCACACUGCCCCUCCCACGGGACUCUAAAGCCUGCCGGUCCUUCCACGAAGCCUUAGAUGCCUGGUCAAAGGCACCGGGUGCAGAGCCAUUCUACAUCCGAGCCAACCUCACCCUGCCCGAGCGGGCAGACCCCCAUGCCCUCUGCGUGAAAGCCCAGGAGGUCCUGCGGUUGCUGGACCCCGGGUACAAGCGGCGGCAGCAGUGGUUCUGUGCCAGGGUGGACCCUCUCACUCUGUGGGACCUGGAUCGAGGCACUGUGCCCAAUUAUCAGAGAGCCCAGCAGCUCCUAGAAAUCCAGGAAAAAUGCCUGUCCUCCAGCCGGCACCGGAGCCCACGCAGUAACCUGAAGAAGCGAGCUCUGGGUCUGGUGAGGCCCAAGCCUGCAGGGGGUGCGGCAGGGGACUCCCCAGAGCAGCUGCCGCAGGAGCCCUGCUCAGAGCCAGAGGGGAGCCUCAGACCCUACAGCCUGGUGCGGCCGCUGCUGGUGUCGGCGUUGCGGCCUGUGGUGCUGCUGCCGGAGUGCCUGGCGCCCCGGCUCAUCCGCAACCUGCUGGACCUGCCUAGCUCCCGGCUGGAUUUCCAAGUGUGCCCUGCGGAAAGCCUCUCCGGGGAGGAACAGGGCCCGGCCUCUGCUCCUGGGGCCCCCAAGGCCCAGCCUGUCACCCCUGGGCUGGGCAGCAGGAUCCGAGCCAUCCAGGAGUCCGUGGGGAAGAAGCACUGUCUGCUGGAGCUGGGGGCGCGGGGCGUGCACGAGCUGGUCCAGAGCGAGGUCUACCCCAUUGUCAUCCACGUGGAGGUGACGGAGAAGAAUGUCCGAGAAGUCAGGGGCCUGCUGGGCCGCAUGGGCUGGCGGGACUCGGAGCUGCUGCGGCAGUGUCGGGGCGCAGAGCAGGCGCUGUCGGGGCUGCCCUGCUCCUGGGUGCAGGUGCCGGCGCACGCAUGGGCCCACGCGGAGGAGCUGGCCAAGGUCGUGCGGGGCCGCAUUCUGCAGGAGCAGGCCCGCCUCGUGUGGGUAGAGCGAGGCACCGCCUGCGGCAGCAGCAACAGCAGCGAGGCCUGAGGGGCCCGUGCCUGGGUCUGUCCUGCACCUGACACGGGAGCCUCCUCCAUCGGAUGCCUGGCCUCCUCCAUAGGAUGCCUGGCCUCCUCCAUCUGAUACCCAGGCCUCCUCCAUCUGAUGCCCGGGCCUCCUCCAUCGGAUACCCGGGCCUCCUUCCACAUUGCAGGAGCUGCUAGCUAGAGGACCCUCUGUGGUGGAGUGAGUCCUUCCUCCUUCCCAGGCCCUUGGGUUCUGCAGUGUGGGCCCCUCGGCCUGGCCUCCCGCUCUCCUGUUGGUCGCCGGCCCACGGCCACUGACCGGCAGAGCCCGACUCAGUGCUGGCCCUGCACUUGCUGCUCCGGGCCUUCCACACUCCCACUUGGUCUCAGUGUGCGUCUGUGUCCCCUUCUCGAAGGCUCCUCACCCCUGGGCAGCGUUUGCAGGAGUUCUCCCCUGGGGGUGGGCGGGGCUCUGGCUCGCCCCUCCCCCCGUGCAGGAGGCUGCCCUGUGUGACUCCACCCAUCCACCUUCCCUGUCGGUGGGUAUGGCCACAUCGUCCAUUGUCCACCUGUGUCUGUCCUCUGUAUCUGCGCUUCUGUCCCACCCCACCCCCCUGGCACUGGGCACUCACACACACGUGUGUUCUCAACGCACGCUGUCUCACGCCCUGCCUCGGAGGGGAGGGCCAGGGGCGCGGCUGCUCGGCCACCAGAAUGUGCGCCCGGACGUUCCUCACGGGCCUUUUCCACUAAGCUGCACACUACGGAACAUUAAACACUGUUUGUCAUAG
Messenger RNA from Dipodomys spectabilis (banner-tailed kangaroo rat), 3876 nucleotides. It is a transcript of the gene Card10, whose product is annotated as caspase recruitment domain family member 10. NCBI's taxonomy places the organism in Eukaryota, Metazoa, Chordata, Mammalia, Rodentia, Heteromyidae. Gene Ontology annotation, biological process: regulation of apoptotic process. The record is from RefSeq and is a predicted model, not a curated record. The transcript is spliced from 20 exons. Bases 30 to 3107 code for a protein of 1025 amino acids.